Ambispora gerdemannii is the source of this 2922-nucleotide messenger RNA. The record is from the annotation of a GenBank genome assembly. NCBI's taxonomy places the organism in Eukaryota, Fungi, Glomeromycota, Glomeromycetes, Archaeosporales, Ambisporaceae.
AUGGCUGAUUCGACACCGGUUACCGAACAAAGCACUAGUGCUCCAAAAUCGAAGAAUGCUGAAAAAAACGAGGCUAAAAGAAAAGAAAAAAUGGCUAAAUUCCUUGCAAAACAAGAAAAAUUAAAAGCAGCAACGACUACAAGUUCCGAAGGGUCAAAAAAAGAAAAAGCUAAAACAAAAAAAGCUCUUGAAUCUCAAGAAUACGUCGAGAACACACCAGAAGGAGAAAAGAAAGACAUGUCUCGGCCGAUGGCGACAGCAUACAAUCCAAGAGCGGUCGAGUCUGCUUGGUAUGCUUGGUGGGAAAAAGAAGGAUACUUCAAACCCGAAUUGACAGCAGAUGGCAAACCUAAAUCUGCUGGUCUUUUCGUAGUUCCUAUCCCACCUCCAAAUGUCACUGGCUCUCUGCAUAUAGGUCAUGGUUUGACCAUUGCUAUACAAGAUUCAUUAGUGCGAUGGAAUCGGAUGCUUGGAAAGACUGUUUUAUACAAUCCUGGCGUGGAUCACGCGGGUAUUUCGACUCAAUCUGUUGUCGAAAAGAAACUUUGGAUUGAAAGCAAGAAAACGCGUCAUGACCUUGGCCGUGAAGAAUUCAUUGAAGAAAUUUGGAAAUGGAAAAAUUUAUAUGGACAUAAGAUCACUGUCCAAUUAAAGCGACUCGGUGGAUCUUAUGAUUGGAACCGUUCAGCCUUUACACUGGACGAGAAACUUUCAAAAGCUGUCAUAGAAACUUUUUGUCGUUUACAAGAAGAAGGAAUAAUUUACAGGGCGACACGAUUAAUCAAUUGGUGUGUGCGACUUAAUACUGCCUUGUCUAAUUUGGAAGUAGAAAAUAAGGAACUAUCAGGGCGCACCUUCUUAUCAGUCCCUGGGUAUUCCGCAGAUGAAAAAUUUGAAUUCGGAGUUUUAACUUCUUUUGCCUAUCCCGUUGAAGAUUCUGAUGAAAAACUUGUUAUUGCUACAACGCGUCCUGAAACCAUGCUUGGAGAUACUGCCAUUGCUGUUCAUCCUCAGGAUCCACGUUAUAAGCAUUUGCAUGGUAAAUACGUGGUCCAUCCAUUCAAUGGACGGCGUCUUCCGAUUAUUACCGAUGACGUAUUUGUAGACAUGGAAUUUGGCACUGGUGCAGUCAAGGUUACUCCCGCUCACGAUUUUAACGACUACGAAGUUGGUAAACGACAUAAUCUUGAAUUUAUUAAUAUUCUUAAUGAUGAUGGAACUGUGAAUGAAAAUGGAGCUCAAUUUGAAGGAAUGAAACGAUUCCAUGUUCGUCGAGCAAUAAUAGAUGCUUUAAAAGAAAAAGGUCUAUACGUAGAAAGUAAAGCCAAUCCUAUGACUGUUCCAUGUUGCGCUAAAUCAGGGGAUAUUAUCGAACCACUAUUGAAGCCUCAAUGGUGGGUUAAUUGCUCAAGCAUGGCAUCGGAAGCAAUAAAGGUAGUGAGAGAUGGAAAACUUCGAAUUCGCCCAUCGACCUCGGAAGGAGAUUGGUUCCGCUGGCUUGAAAAUAUUCGCGAUUGGUGUAUUUCACGUCAAUUGUGGUGGGGACAUAGAAUUCCUGCGUAUUUUGUUAAUAUUGAAGGAAUGCAACAAGACCAAUCGGUUGACACUUAUUGGGUAUCAGGUCGUACUCUCGAAGAAGCAGCUCAGAAGGCAAAAAAGAAAUUUCCUGAUGUCCAAUUUACGCUCGAGCAAGAUCCUGAUGUAUUGGAUACUUGGUUCUCUUCGGGAUUAUGGCCAUUCUCUAUUUUUGGGUGGCCUGAACAGACCAAUGAUUUGUCGUUGUUUUAUCCGACAUCGCUCCUUGAAACUGGAUGGGAUAUAUUAUUCUUUUGGGUAGCUCGCAUGGUAAUGCUUGGCAUUAAACUUACUGGCCAAAUUCCAUUUAGUGAAGUUUUUUGUCAUGCCAUGAUUCGUGAUGCACAUGGCCGCAAAAUGAGCAAAUCCCUUGGUAAUGUGAUUGAUCCAGUUGACGUAAUGGAAGGAAUAUCCUUGGAAAGAUUACAUGCUAAGCUAUACGAAGGAAAUCUUGACCCGCGAGAAAUUGAAAAAGCAAAAACUGGUCAAAAAGCUGAUUAUCCUAACGGAAUCCCGGAGUGUGGAACAGACGCUUUGCGAUUCACUUUAUGCUCUUACAGCACCAAUGAAGCUCGUGAUAUCAAUCUCGAUAUAUCUCUGCUAGAAAGUAAUCGUCGAUUCUGUAAUAAACUUUGGAAUGCAACUCGUUUUGCGUUAAUGAAAUUGGGCGAUGAUUUUAAACCACAAGCAACUUUUCAGAAAACUGGCAGAGAAUCUUUAGCAGAAAGAUGGAUUCUGCACAAAUUGAAUGUAGCGGUAAUCGAAACAAACCAAGCUCUACAUGAACGAAACUUCAAAGAAGCUACCAGAGUAGUACAGGCAUUCUGGCGAGACUCGCUCUGUGACGUUUAUAUUGAAUGGAUCAAACCCUUCUUCUCUGCCGAUGCUGACUUGGAACAUCAAAGAUCUGCCCAAGACACAUUAUAUACAUGUUUGGAAGCAGGUCUUAAAUUACUUCAUCCUUUUAUGCCUUUUGUGACAGAGGAACUAUAUCAACGCUUACCACGGAGAUUAGGGGAUAAUAUACCCACUAUUGUCAAAUCCCAAUAUCCUCUAGAGCAAUCUGAAUAUGAUGAUCCAAAAGCUGAUAACGAAUUCGAAGUCAUAUUAUCAGCAUGUACAACAGCACGAGGAUUAAUAGAUAAAUACAAAAAGCAAACGAAUCCCAUAAAGAAUACCGAAAAAGCGUCGAAUCCAACUAUUUUCAAUACAUAUACAGAAAACAUUCAUUCUUUAAUUAAAGGUGCAAAAUCUGUCCAAGUAAUCCCAAAAGCUCAGUCGCUUCCUGUAGUUAAUGAGACAAGAGAGACAACGUUAGAGAUAAAAAUCUCUAUUGGAUUCAAUUAG